AUGUUCCAUAGUAACAUUUACAGAAAGCGCAGUCUCGUAACCUUUCCAAUGAGUAGCGUGACCGUGCUUUGUCCAAACGCUCGGAGAUGCUCCGUGAAAGUAACGCCGGGCAUGCUGAUGAGACAGGUUUUGGAGGAGGCGUGUCUGAAGAAUGGAUUCGACGCAGACGAGUACCAGCUGUCAAAUCAAAAUCGCAGUGUGGACCUCGCACUACCUUUCAGACUUAGUGGCUUACCUAACAAUGCUACCCUCGAGAUGGUUCAAGCCAUGAGGAUUUCAUCGGACUCGAAGGUCACCAUAGCACUGCAGCUUCCGAACGGGACACGAAUGGAAAAUGAAUUCCUAGUUUCAACUUCCUUGUUUGAAGUGCUAGCUUUUUUCUCACAGUCAACAGAUGAGGAUUUAACAGUCACCAACGGUACAUCUACACCAACUUGCAGCUAUAUGAAUAAACAGUACUCCGGUCCGGUUGAACUGAAGAGAACGACGCUCUCUUCAAUUGGGAUAUCUUCCGGAAAGUGCCUUCUACGAUAUCAGCGUGUAAAUCUGACGAAGGAGCAACUGGAUGAUAUCACUGCAAGAAUGGCUUGCGAUGCAGCGCAAAAGGAAGCAUUGCUUGCUAGCUAUGCAAAGAAGAAAGAGGAGAAUGAACAGAGAGCUAAGCUAGAAGCUGCUCGGAUGGCGCGUUUCGAAGAGGAACUGCGUUCAAAGGUGGAUCUGAAAAAAUUGACCGACCCAAAUAUCAAAGCAGAGGAACCUGUGGAUGCCAAUGCUCAAACCCAACAAUCCGUUAAUCCGACAUUUCUUCGCGAUGUGCUGAGAAGUCCUACAAGAAAUCAGAGUGGAUGGUCUUUUGAUGCUCCUGUGUUUUCUACAGCACCGGCAGCACCCCCAACACCCAGUGAUCGGCUUUCAAAUCUAAGCAGACUUCUACAGCAGGAUGUUUUCACUCUAGAUGAGGUGCUUGCCAUUGUAUGGGCUCAAUCUGUCUCAAGAGACGUGUUUUCCAAACGUAGGCGUAUAGGCUCAUCGAAGCUUGUAUUCACAAGCCACACUGCAGCUGCUCUGAUUCAGGUAGAUGCAUCUCUCAGUAGACCACAUACGGAGCACGACAGAAUAACGGACAUCCUUGCUGAAGAGGGACGCGUACCGCUUUCGCGUAUUGCCGUCGAAGCAACGCGGGUAGCAGAGUCGGUGGGACACUUAGUUAUUUUUGCGAGCCUUGGCGAACAUUACUACUGCUGUAAGCCCAGUUGUUUCCGCGUCUCCUUGCAACCGUCAACCGGUGGUCUUUCGACGUCAGUAAGUUCUUAUGAGAUAAAUGUCGAACGGGAAGAGGCCGAGGUAGGGCUCAGUGAUGAUUUCUUCGAGGUCAGUGUUGACGAUGUCAGAGCACGGCACAGGGAUCUCCGCAAACAGGUGUAUGUAUUCACUUAUCCGUUUAUUUGUUUUUGA
Messenger RNA from Cooperia oncophora, 1455 nucleotides. The record is from the annotation of a GenBank genome assembly. NCBI's taxonomy places the organism in Eukaryota, Metazoa, Nematoda, Chromadorea, Rhabditida, Trichostrongylidae.